Messenger RNA from Postia placenta MAD-698-R-SB12, 4053 nucleotides. RefSeq lists its product as hypothetical. The transcript has a single exon. Gene Ontology annotation, biological process: 'de novo' IMP biosynthetic process. NCBI's taxonomy places the organism in Eukaryota, Fungi, Basidiomycota, Agaricomycetes, Polyporales, Adustoporiaceae. The record is from RefSeq and is a predicted model, not a curated record. The coding region runs from base 1 to 4053 and encodes 1350 amino acids. Gene Ontology annotation, molecular function: phosphoribosylformylglycinamidine synthase activity.
AUGCUCGAGCUCUAUGGGUGCUCGGCUGUGUCUGCAACCAGACGGGACUCCCUCUUGCAGAGUAUACAGCAAAGAUGCCCCAGGGUUGUCUCCGUCGAUGCAGUAUUCGUCCAUUUGAUCGACUCCCCAGAUGAUAGUCUGCUUGGAUCAGCGACAAAAGAGAAACAAAUCCUGGACAGGCUCAUUCAGUAUGGUGACGACAUCACGCUUCCUGGAACAGUCGACGCUUUGCGCGGGGGCAGGAAUGUGGUAUAUGUCUUGCCUCGGCCGGGUUCUGUGUCUCCUUGGUCAAGCAAGGCCACUGACAUCGCGCAUAUAUGCGGCUUGAAGAGCCUUAUCAGACGCAUCGAGCGAGGAGUUGUCUUUGUCCUCCAGGUCGCAGGAUCUAGCAUCACUGCUGAGGACGUCGCCUCGUUCGCUGAGCUCUUGCACGACCGCAUGACCCAAGUGAUUCAGCUCGUCCAUCCUGAUCCUGAGGCGUUAUUUUCACGCAAGUCUGCGGCUGCUCUCGUCACGAUAGAUCUCCUGGCUGGUCAUACGGAUGGCCAAACCGCCCGCGAAAAGCUGGUUGCUGCCAACAAGACUCUCGGACUCGCACUUUCCACGGACGAGAUCGACUACCUCGUAGAUGCAUUUGUAUCCGGUACAUCUCCGAUUAAUCGCAACCCCACCGACGCCGAGCUAUUCAUGUUCGCUCAAGUUAACUCCGAGCACUGUCGGCAUAAAAUCUUCAAUGCGUCUUGGACUAUCGACGGGCAGCAGCAGGAGACAUCUCUUUUCCAGAUGAUCAGGAAUACGGAGAAGUUAUGCGGGAAAGGCACCAUCUCUGCGUACUCCGACAAUGCUGCUGUCUUCGAGGGGCCCACUGCCCCGAGGUUUGGUAUCUCGCGCGGCGAGCAAAACCAGCCCCUAUAUACGUCUCAUGUUGAAGACAUGCCUAUUCUCGCAAAGGUGGAGACCCACAAUCACCCUACCGCUGUCUCUCCGUACCCUGGUGCAGCGACGGGAUCAGGUGGUGAAAUUCGCGACGAGGGUGCGGUCGGGCGCGGCUCGAAGCCUAAGGCGGGCCUCGCAGGUUUUACUGUUUCUAACCUGCUCAUCCCCGGGCACGAGCAACCUUGGGAGAGCGACUUCGGACGACCUGCACACAUCGCAUCCGCACUGGACAUCAUGACCGAAGGCCCGCUUGGCGCGAGCGCGUUCAACAACGAGUUCGGGCGGCCUGCACUAGCAGGCUACUUCCGCACCUUCGCAGAGCGGGUUCCUGCAGGCGCGGAGGGUCAGACCGAGGUGCGGGGCUACCACAAGCCCAUAAUGCUUGCGGGCGGGCUGGGGAACGUGCGACCUGCCUUUGCCUGUAAAUCGCGCAUAACUCCCGGCGCAAAGAUCAUCGUGCUUGGAGGACCAGGACUGUUGAUCGGACUCGGCGGAGGAGCGGCCAGCAGUCAGGUUUCCGGCGCCGGGUCUGCAGAGCUGGACUUCGCUAGCGUGCAGCGCGAAAAUGCGGAGAUGCAGCGGCGCUGCCAGCAGGUGAUCGACGCUUGCGUCAACUUGGGCGAAGGCAGCCCGAUUCAGUCCAUCCACGACGUUGGCGCAGGCGGGCUGUCGAAUGCGCUGCCAGAGCUCGUGCACGACUCAGACCUUGGUGCGGUCUUCGAGAUUCGCGACGUGCUCGUUGCCGACUCGAGUAUGUCGCCUAUGGAAAUCUGGUGCAACGAAAGUCAGGAACGUUACGUCUUGGCGAUCUCUCCUGAGAAGGAGGCGGAGUUCAGCGCGCUAGCCGUGCGUGAGCGAUGCCCGUUCUCUAUCGUGGGUGUUGCGACGGCAGAGGAGAAACUCAUCGUCACCGACCGCCUCUUGAAGACGGACGUCAUCCAUUUGAAUAUGUCAACGCUCUUCGGCAAGCCGCCCCGGAUGCAACGGACAGACGCCACUCGGAAGGUGCUAUACCGUCACUUUGACACCUCGCUCACACAGUACAUUCCUUCGGUUUUCACCGUGUCGGCCCGCAUUCAAGCGGCUGCAGAGCGCGUUCUGCGCCUGCCCUCGGUCGGUUCCAAGUCGUUUCUGAUCACCAUUGGUGAUCGUACUAUCACUGGUCUCGUUGCUCGCGACCAGAUGGUUGGCCCAUGGCAAGUCCCUGUUGCGGAUGUUGCUGUCACCCAAUCGUCGUAUGGGUUCGACGUCUCGUGUGGCGAAGCCAUGGCUGUGGGUGAGCGCACGCCUGUCGCACUGGUCGAUCCCGCUGCGUCCGCGCGCAUGGCUGUGGCCGAGUCGCUCAUGAACCUCGUGGCUGCCAACAUUGGUGCGCUUGAUCGGGUGAAGCUCAGUGCCAAUUGGAUGUGCGCUGCCUCGAAGGCGGGUGAAGGCGCAGCGUUGUAUGCUGCCGUAAAAGCUGUCGGAAUGGAGCUCUGCCCGGCGCUGGGUGUCGGCAUUCCCGUUGGCAAGGACUCCAUGUCUAUGUCCAUGAAAUGGCGCGAGGGCGACGACCAAUGUGAAGUUAGCUCGCCCCUGUCGCUCAUUGUCACGGCGUUCGCAGCGGUCGAGAAUGUCGGCGCGACUUGGACUCCGCAGCUCCGCACAGACGUUGGCGAGCCUACAGUGUUGGUGUUCUUCGAUUUGGCUGGUGGCAAACAGCGUUUGGGUGGAUCAGCUCUCACGCAAGUGUUCAAAGAAAUCGGCUCGGAGGCGCCGGACGUGGACGACCCAUCCAAGCUCAAGGCAUUCCUCGUCGGCUGCCAGCAGGUUCGGAAGCUUGAGCCGGGUCUCGUACUCGCCUAUCACGAUCGCUCAGACGGCGGCCUGUUUACGACUAUAGCUGAGAUGGCGUUCGCCGGUAGGGUUGGCGUAGAGAUCACUCUCGACAGUAUGAAGUCGGACAAUGACCCUAUUGCCGCGCUGUUCAACGAGGAGCUGGGUGCCAUCGUCCAGAUUCGCCACUCGCACUUGGCGCGCUUGAUCAGUGUCUUCGAGAGCGCUGGCUUCUCGUCGACAGACAUGCACUGCGUUGGCAAAGUCUAUGACAACGCCACUGACCAACCGUUUACCAUCACGCACAAGUCAUCUGUGCUCUUCGCUAGCACUCGUGCUCAUUUGCAGCAAGCGUGGGCAGAGACAUCUUUCCACAUGCAGUCAUUGCGGGACAAUCCGAUUUGCGCGCAGGAAGAAUUUGCCCUCAUCGGCGACCAUGGUCACGGAGGACUGUCCUACGACCUUUCUUUCACGUAUCAACCCUCUGUCGGCGUCUCUGUCCGACCGAAAGUGGCCAUUUUGCGAGAACAGGGUGUCAACGGCCAGAUAGAGAUGGCGUGGGCAUUCACUGCGGCUGGCUUUGACGCAAUCGAUGUUCACAUGUCUGACAUUCUGAACGGCUCCACCUCGCUGUCAGCGUUCCGUGGCCUUGCUGCUUGCGGAGGGUUCUCGUACGGCGACGUGCUUGGGGCAGGGAAGGGCUGGGCGAACUCAGUGUUGUUGAAUGAGGUGGCACGGGCGGAGUUUACGACAUUCUUCCGGCGCCCUGAUACAUUCUCUCUCGGCGUGUGCAAUGGCUGCCAGUUCAUGAGCCACCUGCACGAGAUCAUCCCUGGAGCGCAGGCAUGGCCAGAGUUCAAGCAGAACCGCAGCGAACGGUUCGAGGGUCGUGUCUGUAUGGUGGAGAUUGUCUCAGGAAGCAUUACGAAGAAUUCUGUAUUUCUGCACGACAUGGUGGGGUCCAAGCUGCCAGUAGCUGUCGCCCACGGGGAAGGUCGUGCGUCAUUCCGUACUACCGAAGACCGCGAUGCGCUGGUGUCCAAAGGAUUAGUGGCGAUGCGAUAUGUAGAUUCAAAAGGCUCGCCUACCGAGAUCUACCCGCUCAAUCCCAACGGCAGUCCCGGUGGUAUCACUGGCAUUCAGACUCCUGACGGUCGGGUCCUUGCGUUGAUGCCGCACCCAGAGCGAGUGACGAGACUCGAGAGCAAUAGUUGGUAUCCGCCUGUGUUCGAGGAUGUAUGGAAGGGGACUGGACCGUGGUUCAGGCUGUUCCAGAAUGCCCGCAGAUGGUGUGGCAACUGA